This is a messenger RNA of Alnus glutinosa, 1090 nucleotides long. RefSeq lists its product as uncharacterized. Gene Ontology annotation, molecular function: zinc ion binding. The transcript is spliced from 3 exons. The coding region runs from base 396 to 875 and encodes 159 amino acids. Lineage: Eukaryota; Viridiplantae; Streptophyta; Magnoliopsida; Fagales; Betulaceae. The record is from RefSeq and is a predicted model, not a curated record.
UAUAUAUAGUAUAAAUUAAAAGUAUAUACAAUAAUUUAUGUUGUAAUACUAUAUGUUAUAAUUUAUAAUUAUCUUAAAUAAUGUAUAUUAUAUAUUAGGGUAAAUGUCUAAUAAAUCCCUGAGUCGGAGCGCCAUUUGAAUUUGAACCCACACUUUUUUGAAAGUAAGUAUUCGAUGCUUAACUUUUUCGUGAAUUUAAAAAUGAUCAUUCCGUCAUUUUUCCAUCAAUUUUUCUAACUUCUAUCAGGGUGAGUCAUCAUUUGUCCACGUAGGCAUAGACAACUUAUACUAAAAACGACGUCGUUUUAAUUUUCGACUUUACACGUCAACCCCAACACAUGCGACAAGACUUUUAAGCAUAAAGCUGAGGCUUGAAGACCGUCAACUCUUGGGGAAUGAUACUUGGAAAAGAAAAAAAGUUGGAAGAAGGAGAAGGCGCUGGUGGAAUGGAAGCCAAAUCCAAUCAAACCCAUGCAAAUAAGGGGUUUCAAUCACUGUCACGGUCGUCUUCUUCAAUGUCGUUUGUGAAAGUUGAUUUGGGUGUGGAUGCACCGACGUGCAAAUGCGGCCUUCAAUGUCCAUUAAGAACCUCUUGGACGACUGCAAAUCCUAGGAGGCGCUUCUUUGGGUGUUCCAUGUAUGAUGCACAUAAGAAAGCCGGGCAAUGUCGUUUUUUCCUUUGGUUUGACAGAGAGACAUGUCCCUGGGGAAAGGAAGUACUGCCUCAAUUGCGUAAUGAAUUGAAUUGCUUGAAAGAAGAGGUUAUACAACUUAGAGCACGGAAGAUGCAGCUUACUCAAAUGUUGCUGUUUUUAACAGUUGUGGUUAUUGCUUUUCUGGGAGUAUGGUUGAUGGGGUGUAAGGUCAUACAUUGACAAUGUAUGUAAUAGUAGUGCUUGUAAUGUUUUUAUUUGUUUGUAAUGGUAGUGUGUUUGUGAAGGAAGUAUUUGUAAUGGUAUAUUCGGCUUUGACAUUUUUGGAUGCUUGAUGGAGUGAAUCUAACACUUCCAUUUUAUGACUUUGGAUCAUUGUAUAAUAUGGUACUCCCAUUAUGUGGAAUGUGCAACAAUUAUGUAUAAUAUCUAUCUGU